This is a messenger RNA of Hypomesus transpacificus, 1319 nucleotides long. RefSeq names its product regucalcin (gene rgn). Gene Ontology annotation, molecular function: calcium ion binding; enzyme regulator activity; gluconolactonase activity. Gene Ontology annotation, biological process: L-ascorbic acid biosynthetic process. Bases 156 to 1067 code for a protein of 303 amino acids. Lineage: Eukaryota; Metazoa; Chordata; Actinopteri; Osmeriformes; Osmeridae. The record is from RefSeq and is a predicted model, not a curated record. The transcript has 7 exons.
AUUGCAAAUGCUGAGUUUGCCUUUCCCACUCAAUGGGAGAGGAACUGCUGAUCACAGGGAAGCCGCGGCGCUGUCACAUGGUUUGGAACAAAAAAACGAGUCUGGCGAGAAAAUAAAGACACGACUUCUCUAUAGUUCCGGAUCAGUACAGAGUGAUGUCUAUAAAAGUGGAAUGCGUGAUAAAGGAGAAGAACGCUAUUGGAGAGGGUCCAGUGUGGGAGGAGAAGGAUGAGACCUUGCUGUACGUGGAUAUAUCCGGGCAGAAGAUACAUAGGUGGAACCCUGCAACCAAUCAGAUACAGACUAUGACAACAGGUGAACCAAUCACAAACAAGUUUGUGGGCUGUGCUGUUCCUCGGAGGUCUGGCGGGUAUGUGAUCGGGGAGGGCACUCGUUUUGCGGCGGUGGACUGGGCCUCUCAGACCAUCACCACCAUCGCUCACAUCGACGCAGACAAGCCCAACAACCGCUUCAACGACGGCAAGGUGGACCCUGCAGGACGCCUCUUUGCAGGUACCAUGGCGUUAGAGGAACGUCCAGCGGUUCUAGAACCCAAGCAGGGUUCUCUGUUCUCGCUCCACACUGACCUCAGUGUGGUCAAACACUUCAGCCAGGUGGACAUCUCCAACGGGCUGGACUGGUCCCUGGACCACAGAACCUUCUACUACAUUGACAGCCUCACCUAUACAGUGGAGGCCUUUGACUACGACAUCAACACUGGGGCAUUGAGUAACUGGAGGAUGGUGUACAGGUUGGAGCAGGACGAGGGCGUCCCUGACGGCAUGUGUAUAGACUCAGAUGGGAGGCUGUGGGUGGCGUGCUACAACGGAGGACGGGUGAUCCACAUAGACCCUCACACAGGCGUGCGUUUGCAGACGGUGAAGCUUCCGGUUCAGAAGACCACCUCCUGCUGUUUCGGGGGCAGAAACUACUCUGACCUCUACGUGACCUCUGCCUACCUGGGCAUGGACGAGUCGGACUUGGCCAAGCAGCCACAGGCUGGCUGCGUCUUUAAGGUGACAGGUUUAGGAGCAAAGGGGAUUCCUACAAACUCCUUUGCUGGAUGAGAGCUCUCCUCAACAAGGAGGACACUGACCCUGAGCCUCUGCUAACAACACUGCUGUGAUUGGUUGUCUGUCCUCAAAUCACUGCUACGAGUGUGUGGGUUAAAAAACAAGGUUUGUUGAUUUUGGUGCUCUUGAUUUUACUAAACAAAUAAAUGUGAAUAACAUUGAUGUAGCAGAGUUCAAUGAUGUUUUAAUUGUCAAUGUAUGUCUAUUAAAUAAAUACAUUUAAAUAAAUAAAACGAUGUAAAAUGA